AUUGCUUUGUCGGAGAAAUGAUUUUGUAACUUAUAAAAUUUUGAUGUAGUGAAUAAUUGUGAGUUGCUAAAGUUUUGUACUUUAAGAUUUUCAAUCUUAAAGUUAUCGUACUUUAUGUUUGUGAAGGUGAAAUUAAAGGAAUACCACCGUUGAGUCAAUCACUAUUUACAUUUCAGUAACGUGUUAUCAUAAUAUAGUAACUGAUAAAUUGACAUUUUAAAAUGAAUUAUGCACAAAUAUUGUUGAGUUAUUGUAUGAUAUUUGAUUAUAAAACAUACAAUAAUAUGUUAUAUUUAAAUAAUUUAAUCAGUUAUGAUGGAAGUCUAAAAACUAAUUAGUCGAUUGGGUUUAUUUUUUAAGAUUAAUUUUUCAUGCACUAGUAAUAUUUUCUGUAAUUUUAAAAACUACGUCAGACUGACUUAAUGAAGUUUUUCAUUUAUUUAGUAAAUGUAAAUUUUCAUUUCGAAUUAUUUCCAUUUCAGAUAAAACAUUUCAAUGUACAAUUUUUCAAAAAUUUCUCCAUUUCUACUCAAAAUUCGAUCAUGUGUUAUUUUACCUCAAUGUGGUGGACGUUAUUUCCCUCCAGGAACACUUUAUCGUCCACAUCAUGAACGUUUUGAUGAGAAUUGUGAACGUAAACCACUGCCUCAUCCGGAAACUCCAAGGUUACAAGAAAUUCCUGUAACAGAUCCUAGAUUUAAGGCGAAAAUUGCCGGUAAAAGACCAAUUCAUGUAAUUUGUGAACCUAACCAAGUUUAUUGGUGGUGUUCUUGUGGUCAUAGUAAACGUCAACCAUUCUGUGAUGGACAUCAUAUUCGGAUUUUAGGCUCAAAUCCAACGUUUAAAAUCAAUAAGCGAGAAUUCAAACCCAUUCGUUUAGUUUAUGAACAACCAUCUGAAGUAUGGUUUUGUACAUGUAAACAGACAUCAGAACCACCCUAUUGUGAUGGAAGCCAUAAUUGUGAAGAAGUACAGUCUAAAACUAAACACUAA
Schistosoma margrebowiei is the source of this 993-nucleotide messenger RNA. The record is from the annotation of a GenBank genome assembly. Lineage: Eukaryota; Metazoa; Platyhelminthes; Trematoda; Strigeidida; Schistosomatidae.